AUAGAAAAGCCAGUCUUGAACAACAAAAACAUACUCACCACUCCGCUUGCGAGUGUGUGUAUUUUGAUUUUGUGCCUGUUAAACGCCCCCCAAAGAGAAAGAAAAAAAAAAAAGAGUAAGAUGGCAUCUUUGGCUCAACAUUUUGGUGGGCUGAAACGCCCGCCGCUCUCCACGAGCCUCAACACUAAUUCAAACAACCGCUGCUCUACCCAUUGUCUCGUCUCACCCAAACAGAACCACCACCAGCAGCAGCCCAGAAGAGGACGAGUACUAGUUGUAGCAGCAGCUGCCGGACCAGUGGCUGUCUCCAACGCACAGACCAGAGAGCGGAUGAAGCUCAAAGAAAUUUUUGAAGACGCCUACGACAGGUGCCGCACUGCCCCUAUGGAAGGUGUCGCCUUUACGCUCGAAAACUUCCACGCUGCCCUUGAUAAGUUCGACUUCGAUUCUGAAAUUGGUAGCAGGGUCAAAGGAACAGUUUUUGCUGUAGAUGCAAAUGGAGCCCUUGUUGACAUUACUGCAAAAUCAUCAGCCUACUUGCCUGUGAACCAGGCAUCAAUUUACAGGAUAAAGAGUGUAGAAGAAGCUGGCAUAGUGCCCGGUCUUUGUGAGGAAUUUGAAGUCAUUGGUGAGGUUGAAGCUGAUGACAGUUUGAUACUGAGCCUGCGUGCUAUCCAGUACGAGCUAGCAUGGGAAAGAUGUAGACAGCUUCAAGCUGAAGAUGUUGUUGUCAAGGGUAAGGUAACUGGUGCGAAUAAAGGUGGAGUAGUGGCAUUGGUUGAAGGCCUUGUUGGGUUUGUUCCCUUCUCGCAAAUAUCAACGAAAUCAACUGCAGAGGAGCUUCUUGAGAAGGAGUUUCCACUUAAGUUUGUAGAGGUUGAUGAAGAACAGUCGAGGCUCAUCCUCAGCAAUCGUAAGGCCAUGGCUGACAGUCAAGCGCAGCUUGGAAUUGGCUCUGUGGUUCUUGGAACUGUUCAGAGCUUGAAACCUUAUGGUGCUUUUAUUGACAUAGGCGGGAUCAAUGGCCUUCUACAUGUCAGUCAGAUAAGUCACGAUCGAGUCUCAGACAUUGCAACAGUCCUUCAGCCUGGUGACACUCUAAAGGUGAUGAUACUAAGCCAUGAUCGCGAGAGAGGCAGAGUGAGCCUGUCUACAAAGAAGCUGGAGCCUACUCCUGGUGACAUGAUUCGUAAUCCUAAGCUUGUCUUUGAGAAGGCUGAGGAAAUGGCUCAAACAUUCAGGCAGAGAAUUGCACAAGCAGAAGCAAUGGCUCGUGCUGAUAUGCUCAGAUUCCAACCAGAGAGCGGACUGACUUUGAGCUCUGAUGGGAUCUUAGGACCGCUAACCUCCGACUUGCCUGCAGAGGGUCUGGAUUUGAGUGAUAUCCCUCCCGCCGAUGAUUCAUCAUGAUUUACACAUCUCGUAGCUUUAUUUAUACAACAUGCAUACAAGUGUACCCACCCGCUCGACUUUGUAUUACCUCCUCGCGCGUAAUUAUUCUUUUAUUUGGUGGAUAUCAUAUGUCAAAUGUUCAUCACACAAGAAAUAACAAAGAAGUAAAUGAGGAACACUAAGUUUUCGAGUCC
Coffea eugenioides is the source of this 1586-nucleotide messenger RNA. RefSeq names its product 30S ribosomal protein S1, chloroplastic. Gene Ontology annotation, biological process: translation. NCBI's taxonomy places the organism in Eukaryota, Viridiplantae, Streptophyta, Magnoliopsida, Gentianales, Rubiaceae. The coding region runs from base 121 to 1410 and encodes 429 amino acids. Gene Ontology annotation, molecular function: mRNA binding; structural constituent of ribosome. The transcript has 7 exons. The record is from RefSeq and is a predicted model, not a curated record. Gene Ontology annotation, cellular component: chloroplast stroma.